Molecule: messenger RNA, 906 nt
Organism: Pleurotus ostreatus (oyster mushroom)
Lineage: Eukaryota; Fungi; Basidiomycota; Agaricomycetes; Agaricales; Pleurotaceae
Exons: 4
Coding region: 1-906 (301 amino acids)
Source: RefSeq, a predicted model, not a curated record
AUGUACAUCUACUAUCGCAUAUACGACGCAAAUGGUCCCAUUGUCCUAAAGUACCCUCUAAGUCUAUCCAAUCUCAGCUUCCCCGAUAACAAAUACGUCGGUCGCAUCGAUUCGAGCAAGGUAGUGCCCCCCUUCAAUGUGAAGAACCUGAAUUUGGCUAUAGCACUUCGGGAGGGGUAUCAAAGCAUAUUUGAAGCUGGAGGGGCUGAGCUGUAUACUACAUCAUCUCAAACGGCGCUGCCAAAUAAGCAAGGGCUGCCAGAAGACGCUGGUUUACACCUAACGAAUCCUGUUAAACUCAAAUUCCUGAUGAAGUUCGAGAAGCCCCAAGUCCAACGACGCAUCAGACCCCUCUCUGGGGCUGCGCUGCGGCCUAUAUCAUCUCAAAUUGCGACGGGACCUAAGCAAGGGCUGCCGGAAGGCGCUGGUUCACAAUUAACCCAUACGCCUAAGCCCAAACUCCCAAUAAAGCUCAAGAAAGCUCAAGUCGAGCCACGCGUGGGAUCUCGUUUUGCUGGCAAAUGGUCCUACACUGAUACAGGGACAUCUACACACUUUAUCCACAAGAAUACUUCUUCGUUCACCCUCCGAAUGACAUCCGAGGGUACAAUCGUUGCCUCCAGCUAUGAACGAUUCACAACCACCUACACAGGAUUCGUCUACCAGAGUCCCUUCAACAAGCCUAGGCCUCUUCCGCCCCCAGAUGAAUUUACAUACAAGCUUAGCGACUUCAAAGUCCUGGACAACUCCUUCAUCUCUUUCCUACGCACGGAUCAAGCCGCGGGGUGUUCAUGGAGGAUGUCGGGGUCUUUGAGUGCAGACGGAAACUCGUUCACGCUCAUCGCGAACCCGAUUGGGAAGGCAAGGCGACUGCCAUCGCGGGUCUUUCAGCGUCCAAAGAUCUAA